AUGUCCAGUAAUAGCCAAGAUAGGACACAUAAUUGUUCGCAAACAGUGACUCUCCCAUGCUCUUCACAAGUGCUUCAACUCCGGGCCGAUCAGUCAGAGAACACCCCCAAGCUUACCAAUAAAGGUCAUAAAUCGAAGGUAAGGUGGGAUGAAAAGGUAAUAGAUAAUGAGCAUAUGAACAAGAAGAAAACAAAGAUUUGCUGUAUAUUCCACCCUCAGCAGAAUUUUGAAGAUACUGAAGAAGAAGAGCGGGAGGAGGAUAAAAAUAAUGAGCCUCAAAAUGAUUCUUCGAGUUCUUCUGAGUCGGAGAAUGAUGAAAGUUUGGAUUUUGAGGCCAGAAGACAAGCUAGAAUAAAAAGACGUAAUAGGAAGCUGGAGCAAGAAAGAUCUCAAAGCCCCAACGCCUACGAAAUACAGCCUGAUUAUAGUAAAUACAAGGACAAGCAUCUGCAUUCAAAAUAG
Molecule: messenger RNA, 462 nt
Organism: Eremothecium sinecaudum
Lineage: Eukaryota; Fungi; Ascomycota; Saccharomycetes; Saccharomycetales; Saccharomycetaceae
Gene: YPI1
Product: type 1 protein phosphatase-activating protein YPI1
Exons: 1
Coding region: 1-462 (153 amino acids)
Cellular component (GO): nucleus
Molecular function (GO): protein phosphatase 1 binding; protein serine/threonine phosphatase inhibitor activity
Source: RefSeq, a predicted model, not a curated record